AUGGAUUCUAAAGAUGAAAGUUCAAUCUACCUUCCGGAGCUGAGCUCUGUCCUGGAUCCUUCAGCUUGCGGUACCAUAAGCGAGAGCAUCGAUUCUUCCUCCUUGGUGUCGGUAAGGAAUGACCCGGUCACCCAUCCAUUGAAAGUAUAUUUGAGAGUGCGACCCUUUUCUAAAACUGAGCUUGCUAGCAAUGAAUCCCAGGAUUGCGUGACUACUGAAAGCUCAGAGGUGGUGUCUCUCCAGGCUCCUAGAGAUUCAUCUGCUAUGAAAAACUGUGAAAGGGGCAUCGGCCAAUCUGUACACAAAUUUACUUUUAGUCGGAUUUUUGGCCCCGAUACAUCCCAAGCUGAGUUCUUCAAAGGCACAAUGAAAGAUUUAGUCGAUUCCUUUGUUACUGGGCAGAACGGUCUCGUGUUCACGUAUGGAGUAACCAAUGCUGGGAAAACCUUUACCAUUCAAGGUACCCCAAAAGACGGGGGCAUACUUCCACGGUCUCUGGAUGUCAUCUUUAGCUAUGUACGGGGAAGGCAAUACCCAAAAAUGAAUUUGAAGCCUUAUCUUGGCAAUGAUGUUAUGAAAUUGGAUCCUACACAGGUCAAGCAAGAAGAAGCCAUGAAAAUGCUGCUUCUUUCUUCACUGAAGGAGGAUGGGAUGAAGACUUCUUUAAGCUCAAGUAACCUGAAGCAAAGUGUGCCUACUGAAGUACCAUCAGACUUGGGUAAUGCAUGCUCUCACCUUUAUCAGUUCUCCACUUGGGUGUCAUUCUUUGAGAUAUACAAUGAGUAUGUUUAUGACUUGUUGGACCAGUUUCCCUCCUCAAAAAAUCAAAAGCGACCAGCUUUGAAAAUCUGUGAUGACCAGUCUGGAACCUCUUACGUGAAAGAUUUGAAGUGGUUUAAUAUCACUAGUACAGAAGAAGCAUGCAAAAUACUGCAAGCUGGCAACAAAAACAGAAGUCUGGCAUCUACUCGAAUGAACCAACAGUCCAGUCGUAGCCAUAGUAUAUUUACUGUACGGCUUAUCAAACUAAGUUCUGGAGAUGACCCUAAUGUACUUGGCAUGUCAGAAAUCUCUCUCUGCGAUCUGGCUGGCUCUGAGCGGUGUAAUAAAACUCAAACCGUCGGUGACCGCUUGAAAGAAGCGGGCAAUAUCAAUAAUUCUCUGCUCAUCCUUGGCAAGUGCAUCGCUGCUCUCAAGCAAAGUCAGAACCCAAAAAAAGCCAACUAUGUUCCAUUCAGGGAAAGCAAACUGACUCGUCUGUUCCAGCCAUUUUUUUGCGGAAAAGGAAAAGCUUGUAUGAUUGUGAACAUUAACCAGUGUGCGUCUACAUAUGACGAAACGCUUCAUGUUAUGAAAUUCUCAGCAGUCGCUAAACAAGUUGUUCAAACUAUUCAACCAAAAAGCUUUGAGUUCAUGAACUCAAGACUAGUGGGAAAAGAUGGUAAGGUUAUAACUGAUAUUGAUGCCAAUGUGUCUAUUGAAGACCUCCUUUCAGAGGAUGAGGAUGAAGAAAUGGAUAUUAGUAUCUUGAGUCCAGAGGACCUUCUGAGAAAGAUAGAAGAGCUUAAAGAAAAGCUACUCGCUGAGCGCCAAAGCAAGCUUGUCAUUGAAUUACAGAUAAGGAAAGAGAUGGGUGAAGCUAUGUAUCAGCAGAUGGUGGAUCUUGAAGAAUCUUAUGGCAAACGGUUCGAAGAUCUAAAAGAGAGCUAUGAAGAACAACUGGAGAACAGGUUAGAUAUGUACAAGAAGGCAAUAAAAAACCAUGCAUACCGGCAAGCUCUGGAGGAACUUGAAGAUAACUAUGUACCAUUGGAAGAAUUUCAGACGGAACAGGAAAAAGUUGAGGAACGAGAUAACCGAAUACAAGAGUUGGAGAUUGCACUUGGUCAAAAAAGAUAUUCAGAUGGAGAUGAAACUAGCCAAGAUCCCAAUGCUAUGCCCCAGGUUUUGGAUGCCUUCAUGAAAAGGUGUCAAGAGAAAGACAAGAUCAUAUCAAAUCUAAAGGGUCAGGUUGAAGAGAUUAAAGAUGAGGCUGCAUUAAACACUGCACGGUUGAACGAAGAAAUCAAAGCAUUGAAGCAACAUCUAAAAAUCAAGGAGCAGGAAGUGAAGGGUCUUCAGAACCUCGCGGAACGUGCUAUCCAGCUCGAGGCGUCUGUAGCAGAGCUUCAGGGAGAACUUGAUGAAAGCCGUAAACUUGUGUCGUCGGUGGAUGUUUGUGAACCAAAGCCUAAAAAGGGCUUGUUUUCCAAUCUUAGAAGCAUGACUGGCACACCAAAGAAAAACAGCAAAUCGACUGAAAAACCAGAAGCCACAGGUACUUCUAGGAAAAGACCGCUUCUGUCUCGUGUAUAAAGAAGCAAAAA
Messenger RNA from Spea bombifrons (plains spadefoot toad), 2366 nucleotides. Its product is annotated as kinesin-like protein KIF20A. Gene Ontology annotation, cellular component: nucleus; spindle microtubule. The record is from RefSeq and is a predicted model, not a curated record. Lineage: Eukaryota; Metazoa; Chordata; Amphibia; Anura; Pelobatidae. The coding region runs from base 1 to 2355 and encodes 784 amino acids. Gene Ontology annotation, molecular function: plus-end-directed microtubule motor activity; microtubule binding; ATP binding. The transcript is spliced from 18 exons. Gene Ontology annotation, biological process: mitotic spindle assembly; microtubule-based movement.